AUGCAAUACUCAUUCGCCCUUGCCGCCCUCCUCUCGGCCACUGCCGUCGUCGCCCUUCCCCUCAACAUCAACCUCGGUGCCUACUCUCCAGCACUGGUAGUCGGUGAUGGUGAAAUCUCAUUCGGAGGAGGAGAAGCAGGAGCUGAAGCCCUAUUCAACACCCUUUCCGGUGCCAGCGCCUCAGGAUCCGGAGCCGCCGAAGGCCUCACACGAUCCGAAUCCGAGCCCGCCACCCCAGUUACCCCAACAAUCGUCACUCCAGCCGCCGAAGUUCCUAACGGCGCUGGCAUUGGACGGGCCGUCGAGCCUCGUGAGCCAGAGGUGGGUGCCGCCCCUGUUGAAGCCCCAGUCGAGAAGCGAGAUCUCGCUGGUUUUAAUGCGGCGCUGAGUUUUGCAACAGGCGCUUUAACUACCGGACCCGAAGUUCAACUUGGUACCGGUGAGGGAGGAUCGGGUGUUGGUAUCAUCGUCAACCCAAAGACUGGGGCUGCUGCCGCGGCACCAGCUGCUGCGCGCCCUGCCACGGAAUAG
Messenger RNA from Glarea lozoyensis ATCC 20868, 531 nucleotides. RefSeq lists its product as uncharacterized. Bases 1 to 531 code for a protein of 176 amino acids. The record is from RefSeq and is a predicted model, not a curated record. The transcript has a single exon. Lineage: Eukaryota; Fungi; Ascomycota; Leotiomycetes; Helotiales; Helotiaceae.